AUGGUUGAAACUAAGAGGAAUGACAAGAGGACAACACAACUCGUUGUACACAACUGGGUCUUUUCGGGCGAGUUGCUGCAUCUUCGAUCGUACCGACACUUCCACGUCUUGUGUCGUACACAACCAGCGAUCGCCGUGGCUGCUUACGAGGGCAUCCAAGAUGCGAUGAGUGCAUGCCGUGAACAUAUGCGAUUUCAGCCGUGGGACUGCUCGCACAUUUCUACAGUACUACAUGACCCACCAAUACUGAGGCUUGGAACCCGAGAGACUGCAUACCUUUGGGCAAUGUCAUCAGCAGGUGCAGCGUGGGGUGUAUCGACGGCAUGCGCACAAGGAUGGUUAACAGAAUGUGCAUGUAAUGGACGUGCUCAUAAGAAGGAAAACUGGGAAUGGGGAGGAUGUUCAUAUGGAGUACAGUUUGGUAUCGUUACGUCGAGAAAGCUUCUGACACGUCACACCUCAUCCAGAUCACCGUUACGUAAACUCGAAAAGCAUAAUCUAAAGGCAGGACGUUUAGAAUGGUUGAAAUUCAAUUAUGAAUUGUACAAUGCUUGUAAGUUGUCAACUCCAAUACGUACUCCUUUAAUGACACCUCCAAGGAAAGAAAAGCUUAUUUCAGGCCGUCAAAAAAACCCUCAUCUCAUCUUGCAAAUGUCACGGCAGGUGCCUGGAACCAUGCCUCGACGCAGACACUGUAAAUUCGCCAAACGCUUAGUAGAAGAGAAUACUCGUGCGCGGAAUGCUGAGCUGGUAUUCGUUGAAGACAGUCCAGAUCCAUGCCUAACAAUGCGCAUCACGAAUAGAGUCUGCAACUGGCGUAAUGAGACAAGCAGUGUUGGAGACUGUGGUUUAUUAUGUUGUGGUCAUCCAUUCAAGGCUCGUUUUUUUGGACAAUAUUUUCACUUCUCGUUCCUUAAAAUACCUUCAAAUAAUCAAGCUUUUGGUUGA
Molecule: messenger RNA, 948 nt
Organism: Anisakis simplex (herring worm)
Lineage: Eukaryota; Metazoa; Nematoda; Chromadorea; Rhabditida; Anisakidae
Source: the annotation of a GenBank genome assembly